AUUGGCGAAUUCAGUUCUGUCAAAAUAUCCCAAACGUAAACAAGGUGCGAAAUUAUAAUUUUUUGGAAUGUUGCGAUAAAUACGAUAGUAAAUUAAUUUAGUUUUGAAAAAUUAAUCAAAAUGGACCAGGAACUACUUCUUACUAACGAUGUCUUCAAUGCAGACGAUAUCACUGAAUUAGAGGAUUUCCUUAAUGGAUACGACGGGGAUUUUAUGUCUAAAUUAGAAGAAGAAUUAUCAUUAGUCGAUAAUAAUAGCCCGAGUUUAGAUUGGUGUGUUGAUAGUGCAAAAAUUGAAACUAAACCACAGCAAUCUCCACAACCUAAACAUAAUGGAAAUCCAUUAGUUUCUCAAUACUCACAAACUAGUAAACCGGCACAUAAUGUGUCACAACCAAAGAGUAGUCCGGUAUUGGGUGUAUAUAGUAGGGAUGAAGGAUAUAAUUUGCAACCAGCUAAAAAUUCAGCACCUUUGCCUGAUGUGACCCAACAUAGCCAAGCAAAAAUCACUCCACAGCAACCAAUGGUUAUUCAACAAGUUGUUCAAAGCCCGGUAUAUGUGAAUAUUACAAGAGCAAAUUUACAACAAUUUGCCGAUGGCAGAACAUCAUUUGUUCCUAUUGAUGGAAGUACACAAUUAACUCAAGCAAGUAAAACAAAUCAACCUAAUCAACCACUUUUGAUACCAAGUAAUGCAAAAACUGUGACACCAUUUAUUCUAAACACUCAAGAUGCAAACUACUCUCCAGUUAUUUUAAGAUCUAAUAUUAUUAACCCAGAAACACAAACACUGAUGUACACAAGUGAACCAAUACAAGCUACAACUCAAAGCAUUUUAACCAAUACGAAUUCCACCACUGAGAGUAGACCAAUACAUACAUUCUUUGCAAGUAAUAACGCUCCAACAGUUCUGACUGGCAUCCCUGUAGUUCUUGAUGGAGAUAAGAUUGCCUUGAACCAAGCAAACUUGGGUGUGCCGAAAGUGAAAGAGGUUAAGCGGAGUGCUCAUAAUGCUAUUGAAAGGAGAUACAGAACUAGUAUUAAUGAUAGAAUAGUUGAAUUGAAGAAUAUGCUUGUUGGAGAAGAUGCAAAGCUAAACAAAUCUGCAAUAUUAAGAAAAACAAUAGAAUACAUCAAGUACUUACAAAAUCAGAAUACAAGAUUGAAAUCAGAGAAUGCAGCGUUAAAGUUGGCUUGUCAAAAGUCUGGUGUGAAGGAACCAGUUUUCGAAGGAGCGUACACUCCACCACACAGCGAUGUUUCUUCACCAUACCAGUCACCGCAUUCACUUGACAGUGAUUCACCAUCUUCACCGGAAUUCAAGGUUGAAGAUAAAUAUUCCAAAGUGGUUAUCGGAAUGGGUGACCACUCUAGGUUAGCACUCUGUGCGUUUAUGGUUGGUUUGAUUGCUUUCAAUCCAUUCAGUGCCUUCUUCGGAGCGUUCAUGUUUGAAUCAACAUCAACUGUUUAUUCAACGAGAAUAGAUCAGAGAAGAAUAUUGUCAGAAGAGAACUUUGGUUCAGUUGGAAUGCCUUGGGGUUCAUGGUUCUUCAACAACUUCUUUAUAUAUUUACUGAACUUUGCGGUGCUUGCCUUGUGUCUUAUAAAGUUAUUGGUAUAUGGAGAUUCUGUUCCGAAAUCACAAUCUAAAGAAGCAGGCCUGUUUUACAAUCACAAACAUCAAGCUGAUAAUUAUUUGAAGAAGGGUGAUCUAAGUAACGGUCGGUUGGAGCUGCACCGUGCGCUGAGCGUGUGCGGCAAGAGCGUGCAGGCGGGCGGUGCGGGGCGCGCCGGUCUGUCCGCGCUGGCCGCCGCAGCCCUGCGUCAGAUGCUGCAGCGACUGCCCUUCGGUGGCUUCCUCGCCAGGCGGGCGGGAGACUUGUGGACUGAUAGCCCUGCAAGAAGAGCGACUCGACAUUGGGCUGCUGAAGUAGCGAGUGUUUCAAACCGGCUGGCGCAGUUAGAGAUCUUGUCCAGCCACAAGGGGCGCAGCGAGCGCGUGCUGCUGGCGCUGCAGGCCAUCAACCUGGCCGAGGUGACCGGCAACAGACAGCUUAUGUCCGACACUUAUGUCACCGCCGCUUUGGUGUUCAAAGACUAUAUGCCCAAGAUUGGCAAUUGGUUGUGCGGGUACUACUUGAGGUUGUGCGGCACGUGCUCGCAGGCGAGUGCGCAGGCGCAGGUGCGUCUGCGGUGGGCGGGCAGCGCGCGCGGGCAACGGUUCCUGCGCACGCGCCGCUGGAGCUACGAGCGCGCGCCGCACGCGCCGCACGCGCUACUCUCCCGCCUGCCCAGCCCCGCUGACCCGCUCGCAUAUGCUAUGCGGGCGUAUCACGUGGAGGUGCUACAGAAGAGCCUGCAGAUGUUGCUGAGCGCGGACGAGCGCAGCAGCACGCGCGAUGUCCUUGAUCUCGUCAAACUCAUACUGGACGACGUCUCCACUGACUCUCCCCAACACACAGGUUGCUGGGAUCCGGUUAUGGAGUGGUGGGCGAACAUAGUGGGAGUGGCGGCGACCUGGUUGCUGGGCGAGGGGGCGCGCGCGGCUGAGCUGGCCGACCGCCUGCAUCUGCUACCUGAACCCCUCGCCACAUGCGAGGACCCCCUGCCAGGGGCGCUGCACGCCGCGUACAAAAGCCGUCGCGCCCUGCUCAGCCUCGCGCACUGCUCCGAUGACCGUCUCAGGGAGAGGACUUCGCAAACCAAUCUCAAGAUGUGUGAUAUUGCUGGAGCCCGAUUAGCAGAUUCAUUGGCGUAUUAUUGCUGCAGAAAACCAACACAACUUAUGAUGUUGAUGCAAGUACUAUGCUGCGACUGGGUGCUGGAGGUGCGCGCGGCGGUAUGGGAGGCGGGGGCGGGGGGCGCGGGCGCGGGGCAGGCCGCUCCUCCCGCGUCGCACGCGCAGCUGCAGGCCUUCCAGAGAGAUCUGCACUCGCUCAGGAGGCUGUCGCAGAGUUUACCGUGGGUGACGUCGCGCGUGUUCCUGCAGUCAGCAGUGUGUCGUAUGAUGGCGGGCGCUGCGCCGCGUCGUACGCAGCAGCUGCUCGAUGGCAGCCUGCGUCCCAGGUUCAAUCGCUCCUCCAUUAUAUGCGGAAAAGAGCGCGCGCUGGAGGGGGGCAGCGGGGAGGGUGAGCGCGCGGUGGCGCUGUACAUGGCGUGCAAGCACCUGCCGGCCGGCGUGCUGGCGGCGCCGGGCGAGCGCGCUGGCAUGCUGGCCCAGGCAGCCGCCAGUCUGCAGCGCGUCGGACACCGCAGCCGCCUGCCGCACUGCUACCACCUCAUGAAGUCCCUCGGCACGCUGCCCGCCGCGCACUGACACAAACAUCUAGCACCUGCUUCAAAAUAUAAAUUGAGCUGAACUAUUUUUGAAUGACAGGCCAGGUUUUUUUAUAUUCUUGGUCAGGCUGCUACUACGUAAUAAACUGUGCCUCUGAUUCUACAAGUUUUACAAGUCUUUGACCGCUAUUAUAAUCAGUAAAACUUUUAUUAUAGAAUUAGAUAGAUGAAACCGAUUUGAAAAUUUAUAUUCUGUGAUUAAUAGGAAUAAGUUUAAUACAUAUGUUAAAAGCUUUUGGGGGUUGUAAAAUAAAUAAUAUAGCUAGAAAUCUAUUAAUAAUUCGCAAUAAAUACGAUUGGCAAAGUAAUUAAUAAAAUAUUAAGUGCAAUAAUAAUAAAAGUUUUACUUAGCCCAAAAAUCCCAUUUCUGUAUUAAGCCUUACUUUAUAAAAGUAACCUUAGCCUUAUUAACCAUUGAUUUAUUUUGACCUACUUGUAUGGGUUUGCAACUAUAAUAAAUAUUUUUAUAAAGGCAGUAUAGCAAACUUUUCGCAAAAAAAAAACCUUUUACCACCCCCCUCCCACCACACUAUGCUGCUGCACAGUAGAAGUAAUGCAAUUGUUGAAUAUAUUUUUUAGGUUUUAAUUCAGAAGUAUCAGUAAUAUUAGGCAACCGUUUUAAUUAUUAGUCACAAUAAAGUAAUAUUCUAAUAUCACUAGUAAUUAAUGAAUGUUAUAAUUAUUUUAAAUAAGUGCCUUACAAUUGUGAAUUGAAAUACUUAUGAUAUAAUAAAUUAAAAUAGUUUAUGCAUU
Molecule: messenger RNA, 4088 nt
Organism: Papilio xuthus (Asian swallowtail)
Lineage: Eukaryota; Metazoa; Arthropoda; Insecta; Lepidoptera; Papilionidae
Gene: SREBP
Product: Sterol regulatory element binding protein
Exons: 16
Coding region: 121-3315 (1064 amino acids)
Biological process (GO): regulation of transcription by RNA polymerase II
Cellular component (GO): nucleus
Molecular function (GO): RNA polymerase II cis-regulatory region sequence-specific DNA binding; DNA-binding transcription factor activity, RNA polymerase II-specific; protein dimerization activity
Source: RefSeq, a predicted model, not a curated record